ACCAGGAAAGGGUGACACUCAUUUGCAUAAGUUAUUCGUUUUUGACAAGGAAAACAUUAGUACUGUUCUCUGGUUGCUUACAUUGCAUCUGCAUUUCCAUGUUUCAAGUGAUAGAUAAGAGCAGUAUGUAUUCUAAUGCAGUGCCAAAUAACUAUUUUCUCAGAAUGAUUCACUCCCAAAUAGAGGUUUUAACUGUCGCAAUCCACCUGACUGCAUUUGAGCUGGGUUUCAUCAAUGCAUUGCAGCGUACGACUUCUCCCAUCGGAUAGACCAUGUGUCUUUCGGAGAAGAGAUCCCCGGCAUCAUCAACCCUCUGGACUGGACAGAGAAAAUCACCAGCAACCAUAAUGAGAUGUUCCAGUAUUUCAUUACGGUGGUUCCUACCAAACUGCACACGUCCAAGGUGUCGGCCCUGAUUUAGACACAGAUCUAGUAUCAGCCUGUCUUCCCCAAAUCCUCAUAUUAACCAUCAGGGGGAGAGGAAUUCUAUUUGAUGUUGACCAUGAUGGAGGAUGCUGCAGUGGGUUCAGAUAAUGGAUCAGUCUCCUCAUCCAUCCAGUCCAGUCCAUUCAGCUCCCUCUGCUGGCUGCCAGAAGUUACUUCAAGCUCUGCUGUAUAACACCACCACCUGAGACAGCCAUAGAUUUCUCUCUUACAAACACACAUAUUCACAUACACAAAGGCUGUUAGAAAGGUGUGUGUGUAAAAGGAGAGAUUAACCCCCACCCCACUCUACCUACCCACUGUCUGGUCUAGGAGCGGGUGUUCAACCAUGCGACGGGCAGCCACGGUGUGUCUGGGAUCUUUAUGAAGUACGACACCAGCUCUCUGAUGGUCAGUGAGCAGCACAUGCCCCUCUGGCAGUUCCUGGUACGACUCUGUGGCAUCAUCGGGGGUAUCUUCUCCACCACAGGCAUGGUCUAUGGGUUUGUUGGCUUCUGUUUCAACAUAGUCUGCUGUCGCUUCAAACUAGGCCCAUAUAAACCUAGAGAGGUGGUUCUCCCAGAUGCCCAUGUGAACAACCGUGCUGCUCUGCUCCUGACACGUACAGGAGUAGCCCUCUGACCUGCGCCCAUAUCCACAAAGCUCUGAGUAGGAGUGCUGAGCUUGGAUCAGUUUCACCCUUUUGGAUCAUAAGAUUUUAUGGACAGAUCCUAGAUCAGCAUUCCUACUGUGAGACGCUUUGUGGAUAUGGGACCUGGAGCCUGCUGCUGAUCGUGCACCUACUGUCCCAUCACCUGUGGGGGAAUCCAGGAAGAGAAGUCUCCAAUCACUAGUAUGUCGAUUACUGGGAGUUUGUUUUGAACCAAAUAAGAGUAAACUGAUUAGGAUCCAACAAUCAUAAUUGUUCUAUUUAUUGUUUUGGACAGUAUCCUCAUAUGACUACCAUUAUAAUAUAUUUAUAUCCUGUAAAUAUGUAUUUUACACUGGAAAAUGGAAAGCAGCUAACUCCCCAGUUUUAUCAGGCUUAGUGUGUAAAGGUAUUGGGACUUUGUCAUCUGUAAGUUAGGAGGAUCAGAUUUCAUUCAGCCUAUGUUAUCAUUCAUACCAUUAACUUGCAUGUCAUGUUUGUUCUAUUUCUAUCUAUUUGCACUGUUCAGUAUUUUCCACAUCUGUCAAUGGGAGAUGUCCUAUUACAUGUGUUUUAGUGCACUUCAUCACUUCAUGUUGUACACUUUACAUUCAUUUAAAUCUCUCUCAUUUGGUAUCCCACUAUCUUCUGGUGAUGGUGCGUGCUUCUUAGCCUGCGCUUACACAAGCAGUCCAUUUUGGAUCUUUUAUUCCAUUCUGCCUGUAUAAACGCAGCCAUGGAAGUAGGCUAAAUCUAUUUUCUACAUGCGGCAGCAGUGUAUGAAGCAGAAUGAUUAGCACACUGACCAAUUUUGUCUUUUGGUUUAUUCAUGUUUUGCCAAACAAACUUUAAGUGUUUUCAGAGCAGGAAUAGAGGGUCAUUUAACAUUUGCCAAUUACAUUUGAGAAAGGAAAAUUCCACAAAAUAAACAAAGUCGUAAGUGUUGCAGUUCACAGAACACUUCCCAGUUAGCACUGAUCUACCUUUUCUGAUCUACCCACAGUGCUCUGCUUCCACUAUGUAUCAUAGCAAAGACACUGCUUUGUUAUCAACAUGACAGAUGCCAAGAUCCAUAAAAAGCAGGACAUUUUGUUCAACUU
Oncorhynchus kisutch (coho salmon) is the source of this 2172-nucleotide messenger RNA. Its product is annotated as endoplasmic reticulum-Golgi intermediate compartment protein 2-like. The transcript has 4 exons. The record is from RefSeq and is a predicted model, not a curated record. NCBI's taxonomy places the organism in Eukaryota, Metazoa, Chordata, Actinopteri, Salmoniformes, Salmonidae. Bases 808 to 1065 code for a protein of 85 amino acids.